CCAUCAUCCUUUUACUCUUACUGCAAAAAGCAAAAGCCCAAAGGCUGUGACGCCCCUCUUGCUCCAAAGCGCACCCAUUUUUUCCACCCCUUUUAAUUUCCUGGCAUCCAAACAGUAGACAAAACCAACCCAGAUACCCCAACAUGGAAAGAAUGAUCCUUUCUUGCUUUUCUCUGUAAUCUGGGAGCCGGGUUUUUCUUCUUACUCUGUUUGGCUGCUGAGAAAAUGAGUGAGAACAUGAAAGAUAUGAAUGGGUUGGGGUUGGGAUUGAGUCUGAGCUUGGGAUUGAAACCCAAUGAGAGUGAGCCUUGUUUGCAGUUGAAUCUCAUGGAGAAGCCUUCACACGCCAUGCAGAAUCACCCUCACAGAACUUCAUGGAAUGAAAGCUUCCAAUUUCCUGAUCGAAACCCAGAUACGAGGUCGUUUCUCAUAGACGUGAACGAGGCGCCAUCGAUGGCGGAUUUCGAGGAAGAAAACGGGGUUUCAUCGCCGAACAGCACGGUGUCGAGCCUGAGCGGGAAGAGAAGCGACAGGGAGCCCAUCGUCGACGAGAACGAGGGCGAGAGGACCUCGUGCUCCCACGGCGGCGGCAGCGACGACGAAGAUGGCAACGGCGGCGACAUGUCAAGGAAGAAGCUGAGGCUGUCGAAGGAGCAGUCUCUGCUCCUCGAGGAGACGUUUAAGGAGCACAACACUCUGAAUCCGAAGCAGAAGCAGGAGUUGGCAAAGCAGCUGAACCUAAGAUCAAGACAAGUGGAGGUCUGGUUUCAGAACAGGAGGGCAAGGACUAAGUUAAAGCAAACAGAGGUGGAUUGUGAAUUACUAAAGAGGUGCUGUGAGAAACUAACAGAGGACAACAGGAGGUUGCACAAGGAAGUGCAAGAGCUUAGAGCACUCAAACUCUCACCACAGUUCUACAUGCAGAUGAACCCUCCCACAACCCUCACCAUGUGCCCGUCAUGCGAGCGUGUAGCCGUCUCAUCCUCGUCAUCUUCUGCUGCUGCUCCUGCUUCCUCCCCAGCUCUUGCAAAUGGCCCGACCUGCCAAAAUGGUCCGCCUAAUAUCCAACGCCCUAUCCCCAUCAGCCCGUGGGCGAAAUUGCCGAUCCAACAUCGAACUCGUGAUGCUUCCGCCCCUCGGUGAUAAUUUCCGGUUCGAAGUAGGGGGAAAAUUGGAAAACUGAUGUGACUUGGACAACUUUUUCCUCAUUAGGAGGAAAUGGCUGACAAUGUGUUUGGUAGACCAUGUUAGGAAUGGUUUUGGUAAUUGAAGGCCCCUCUGUUUUUUUUUCUUUCAAAAAUUUGGGCUUUUACUAAUUUUAUGGUAGGCAAAGUGAAGAAGUUGGUGAGCAAGCCGAAAGAAGUUAUUUGAUAUGUUGCAAGUAGUAGUAGGACAAUUUCAAAGGUAAUUAACAGAGGAUAAUCUAAUUUGUUUAUAUAAUCUCAGUGGAUAACUUAACCUUUUGAAUGUCAAUUGUUGUUAACUUAUUUCAUAA
Pyrus x bretschneideri (Chinese white pear) is the source of this 1495-nucleotide messenger RNA. RefSeq names its product homeobox-leucine zipper protein HAT3. NCBI's taxonomy places the organism in Eukaryota, Viridiplantae, Streptophyta, Magnoliopsida, Rosales, Rosaceae. The record is from RefSeq and is a predicted model, not a curated record. The coding region runs from base 226 to 1143 and encodes 305 amino acids. Gene Ontology annotation, cellular component: nucleus. The transcript is spliced from 4 exons. Gene Ontology annotation, molecular function: sequence-specific DNA binding; DNA-binding transcription factor activity, RNA polymerase II-specific. Gene Ontology annotation, biological process: regulation of DNA-templated transcription.